UAAGUCUCAGUUGAGAGGAAUCGUGUGGCAGCUAAGUUAAUCCAACAACGAGUCCAACAUGCCACGAUAUUUUCUGGUGUUUAUGCUGAUGGCUGUGCUGUUUGUUGCGGCUGUACAUUCGCACAAACACGACCCAAAACAUGGUCACAAACCAAAACAUGGCGACCACGGAUCGAAACAUGGCAGCCACGAAUCAAACAGUGAUAGCAGCAGCGAUUCAAGUAAUGAUAGCAGCAGCGAAUCAGGUAGUGAUAGCAGCGGAUCAGAUAGUGGUAGCCACGAAUCAGGUCACCAUCCAAAAGGUACCACUCAUCCAAGUGGUGUCACCCAUCCAAGAGGUCCCACCCAUCCAAGAGGUCCUACCCAUCCAAGAGGUCCUACCCAUCCAAGAGGUCCUACCCAUCCAGGAGGUCCCACCCAUCCAGGAGGUCCCACCCAUUCAGGAGGUCCCACCCCUCCAGGGGGUCCCACUCAUCCAGGAGGUCCCACUCAUCCAGGAGGUCCCACUCAUCCAGGAGGUCCCACUCAUCCAAGAGGUACCACUCAUCCAAGUAGUCCCACCCACCCAAGAGGUUCCACCCAUCCAAGAGGUCCCACUCAUCCAACAGAUACCACUCAUCCAAGAGGUCCCACCCAUCCAACAGGUACCACUCAUCCAAGAUGGACCACCCAUCCAAGUGGUCCUACCCAUCACCCCACCGAAUCAACCGGAAGCACCAAACCAGGUGACAACGGAUCAGGUGGACACUCUGAUAAAGAUUGCUUACCUAUACCAAUUGGCCGGCCAAUCAAUAUCCAAUUUUGAAUAUUUUAACGAAGUAACACCAUCGCAUCAAAUAGCACCACCGUACAUAGUAACACUACUGAACCACGUAACAGCACCUUGCUAAAUAGCAGCUCUGAUGCUAAGUAGCAGCUCUCAUUAACUCCACACAAGACUCGUCAUAGUCGAACACUGCAAAAAAUCAUUGCAAAACGAUUAUGCAAAACCCUGACGAAACCAGUUCGCCUGCAAGUCGUGCGCUCAAUAUUCUCUGCGAGUUGCAGACGCCUCGAACGUGUCCAAAAAACACAGCGUCACCCGGUGCGUGCUAUUUGCAAAAUGCGUUUAUCGUCGGUGUGAGGAAUAAAUGUACUGGCAAUGAAAAUACAAUUAUAAUCCGCAUAGUAA
Molecule: messenger RNA, 1171 nt
Organism: Megalopta genalis
Lineage: Eukaryota; Metazoa; Arthropoda; Insecta; Hymenoptera; Halictidae
Source: RefSeq, a predicted model, not a curated record